Messenger RNA from Rubroshorea leprosula, 644 nucleotides. NCBI's taxonomy places the organism in Eukaryota, Viridiplantae, Streptophyta, Magnoliopsida, Malvales, Dipterocarpaceae. The record is from the annotation of a GenBank genome assembly.
ACUCUCUAACAAUACUGAAAUAUUGCAAUGAAGACAGUAGAAAUUUGGCUUGAUGAACAAGGGAAAUCAGUGGGAACAAAAAGGAUUAAAGAAAUGGCAAAGGUUUUCUGUGGAAGUGUGAAAAUCACAGUUUUCUUCUCUUACCCUGUGUCUUAUUUUUUCCCUCCCACUCCUCACCUUCAUGAGCCACAGCCACUUCUCCAAAUGGGGUGGAUGCAGUCCCUCUUCUCCCCAUUGAAGAAGCUCUGGUUUCGUAUGCACUCGGCGCAUCAGAAGAAGAGAAGGGGGAUAUACAUUUUGUAUGAGGAUGUGAAAUCCUGCCAAUGUGAAGACGUCCAUGUUCUAUGGUCAAUACUAGUGGAAUCACAGACACCUUCAUUGCCAUUAAAACAGUGAAGACACAGCCCAAAAUGAAGGAACAUAGCAGAGUACUAAACCAACAAAGAGACUUCUCUACUCUUGUACAUAUAUAAAUAUAUUUAUGAUGUUUUCUUACUCAAUGAAACAGUUUCUGGUUCCUUAAUUUUUCUCUCAAUUUUCUCUAAGAUUACACACUCAUUUUUUAGUACAAGAGAAUUCAAACACGAUAUGUACCAAAGUCUCAGUUUGUCUUUUAAUCACAAAACUAAAACUUCAUUAGUAAU